This is a messenger RNA of Rhipicephalus microplus (southern cattle tick), 2600 nucleotides long. Its product is annotated as leucine-rich repeat-containing protein 58. Gene Ontology annotation, molecular function: protein binding. NCBI's taxonomy places the organism in Eukaryota, Metazoa, Arthropoda, Arachnida, Ixodida, Ixodidae. The record is from RefSeq and is a predicted model, not a curated record. Gene Ontology annotation, cellular component: cytoplasm.
AUGCACUGCAGGCAAACGUCACUUCACUCACAGCCAAUCUCCACGGCUUCACACCGCGGACAGUGCGCCGCCCGCUGUCCGCGCCGUCACACACCCGUCAACCGUACGAAGAAAUGGACGUCGACUGGGGCGUCGACUGAAUUGCCAACACCGGUGGUGGACCUUUCUGGUCAGGAACUGAACGCGGAGAGCCUGGAAUCACGGCUCUCAGAUGCAGCUUCAUCUCAAGAGGACGACGGCCAGGCGCCCCGGUCGCUGCUUCUUGAGCGCAACAGGCUGGACAGGCUGCCAUCGGCAGCCCUGGCGCCCCUGGGACUGCGGUUGCACACGCUUGACGUGAGCAAUAACGGAUUGACCAGUUUGGGCGAACAACUACCGUGCCCUUCUCUGCGCGUAUUGUUGGCGCGAGGCAAUCGUCUCAACGAGCUGCCCAAGCAGUUGCCGUCGCUACUACAGGUGCUCAACUUGUCGGGCAACCAGUUCACCACACUGCCCGAUCAGCUGACGCAGCUUGCCGAACUUCGCCACCUCUACAUGGGUGGCAACUUGCUGACCCAGCUACCGGACUGCGUCGGAAACAUGCUCAGCCUGGAGGCUCUCUACCUGGGUGGCAACCGACUUGAAGAACUGCCAGCGUCAUUGGGUCGACUGUGGCGGCUGCAUAGCCUGGGGCUGAAUGGCAACCGUCUAGCCAGUGUGCCGGCCUCGCUAGCCGACUUGCGCAGUCUGUGCUCGCUGGCGCUGCAUGACAACCGGCUGCGCACGCUGCCUCCUGGACUGGUGCAAUUGGGCCAGCUUGUUGAGCUGAGUUUGCGCGGCAAUCCACUGGUCGGCCGCUUCGUGCACGACCUUACGUACCGGGCACCUAGCCUGCGGGAGCUUGCUGCCCGCUGCGUGAUUCGCGCAGGACUUCACAAGUCAUACGAGGCGAGCGUCUACCUGCCAGCCAGUGUGCGCGAGUACCUGGCUUCGGCACAACACUGCGUCAAUCCACGCUGUGGCGGCGUCUACUUCGACAGUCACGUGGAGCGCAUCCAGUUUGUGGACUUCUGCGGCAAGUACCGACUGCCGUUGUUGCAAUACCUGUGCUCUGCGCAUUGCAGCUCGCAGCUGCAGGCCGACUCUCCUGCUUCUCCAUCGUCGGUCCAAGAUCCUGUAGAAGAGGACCCCGACCGCUUGCGACGUGUGCUGCUUGGCUAAUGUUGUGGGCUUUAAGGAUGUGUGGCACACUUUGGCCGCAGUUAACAUCAAAUGGACCAUGUCGUGUCAUGGAUUUCCGUGCAUGUGGAGUGUGCACAUCAUUGCCACACUGCAGACGUGAUUAUGUUAAGACAUAAAGACACGGUACAGAAAGAACCUCGCAGCAUCUUGAGGCAGAGCACACAUUUUCUCCGACUUGUAUUGCCAUGAGAUUUUUAGACGCCCUGGAGACAGGUGUCAUGUGUCACAAAACGAUUGCAAAUUUCAUUUGAAGUUUUAAGAAUAUGCCGGAUGGUUCACAAAGAGGUAGUGUUUUAUAACUCCUUACACAGUUUACAAAUGCUGACGACAAGAAAAAAAACCUGCACUGCAGGUUUUAGGGUGACUUUGCUGGUAAAGCUGCAUAUAGCUUGAAAUAGGUCGCAGCGAAUUGAAACAAAAUGCUUGAUCAAGAUAAGUAAGUGGCCUCUGUUCAAUUCUUGAGCCACUGUGAUCAUGAGUAUUAAUAUCUGUCAAUUUUUUGUCUUUCAUAAAUGACAGUCUGCAUUACAUUACUAAACAUGCCCAUUACUAUAGAUUAUGGGCUGGAUUUCAUCAAGUUUGCUGUUUUCUGUUUACAUGUACUUUAGUACACAAUGGAAAAACGCAUCUCUGAAAUUUCAACCAAAGAGUUAAUGUGUACAAUAUUGGCUCACAUUUCUAUUGUGAGGCUUUAAUUUCUUCGAGUACUGCUGCCAUUCUGCAAACAUUGGACUCUAGCUCCCCAACAAGAGCCUCUUGAAAGUAUUGGCACACUUAUAGACCUAUAUUAAUUAAUGCUAUGCCUGACAUCUGUACUUUCACCAAGAUAUGCAUUGUUUGGACAUAAUUAAGAUGUGUGCUAAUUUUUUAAUGUGCCUAAUUUCAGACAAAUAGACUUAAUAUGAGUAUAGCAUUAGUGGGUUGUCAUAUUUGAAGAGGUAUAUUUAAGAUAUUUAACAAUAGACAGAUGACACUAGUGCAUAUUUGGAAACUUACACAAUACAAGCAUUGUUGAUAGCAUAUCAAGAUUGCCCUUUCAGUUUAUUGAUGCUUACACUUAUGUAUUUCGUAAUGGAAGAAAUGACUUCAGUUAUUUGAAGGUGUUAAUGAACCCACUGAUAUUAUGACCGGUUAGCUAAUUUUAUUGAAUAUCACUGUUUUUAAAAAGAAGAAAAGUGCCGACUGAGAGGUGUCCUUGUAUGAAUUCGUAUGCAUGUAAUCAUUUCCCCUUCUCUGUAGAGGCAAUUCUUGAAGGUUUACUUCACAAAUAUUGCUAGUCACAAUGUUCUGUCUUAUUAAUCUGUUCGCAGUAAACAGUUAAUUUAAAACUGAUAAGGAAAGUGCUCAAAAUAAUUAAAAUUCGAAUAAUGAAAAUGUUU